This is a messenger RNA of Dunckerocampus dactyliophorus (ringed pipefish), 2885 nucleotides long. RefSeq names its product glucuronokinase with putative uridyl pyrophosphorylase (gene gkup). Gene Ontology annotation, biological process: biosynthetic process. The transcript has 23 exons. The coding region runs from base 305 to 2173 and encodes 622 amino acids. The record is from RefSeq and is a predicted model, not a curated record. NCBI's taxonomy places the organism in Eukaryota, Metazoa, Chordata, Actinopteri, Syngnathiformes, Syngnathidae. Gene Ontology annotation, molecular function: glucuronokinase activity; ATP binding.
UACUGCGUGACGGAAGUACUUACUAGUGAUGGGGAAACUCUAUUUCCUCCUUUUGCUGACAAGUUUUAAUUAUUCAAACUGAGCCGAACACCUACAGCACAUGCGCAGAAACUCGCACAGUGAGUAAGAGAACGUGUCAACGGAGACGAGUACCUGUGGGUCCCGAUACAGUCAAAACUCGUGAAUUUGGAACCGCUCGUUCAUGAAUCGCACAUAUUUUGUGUUGGUAGUGGCUUGGUGUUUCAGCUAAUCAUACAUUUUACCAGCAAGAAACUUCUUUAGGAAGAGAAGCAGAAGAUUACCAAUGAUUUGUAUAUUGCUGGUGGCCGGUCACGGCACUGUUUUAGAGACUCACAUAAAGAACGAUGAUACAGGCUUGUACAGCCACCUCAAUGGGGUACCAAAGGCCUUGCUUCCUGGCAUUGGGGGAAAGAAGAUCCUGGACUUUUGGUGGGAAACGGUCAACAUGCGUCAGUUAUUCACAGAGGUUUAUCUUGUCACGAAUGCAGACAAAUAUAAGCAUUUUGAGCGCUGGGCUACAGCUAAUGAUUUCCCUGUGGAAAACUUAAUAAAUGAUGGCAGCACCACCCUGGUAGACCGUCUUGGCGCUGUGGCUGACCUCGAGCUGGCCAUACGCAGUCGCAAGCUGCAGGAUGAUGUUAUGGUGAUAGCGGGAGACAUGUUGUGUGCAGACCACAACUUUGACAUUGGUCAAGUUAUCCGUUUCUUCCGCUCAAAGCCUGGAGAGCUGAUCAUCUACUAUGAGAUGGAGGAAAGCGAGAAAAGCAGCUCCAGGGGAAUUGUAGAGGUCUGCCCUGAUUCCCACAGGAUAACUCGCUUCUUGGAGAAACCCCAGGAAGGGCUGACAUCUUCCCGAUUGGCAAGUGUGGUGUUUUACUGCUUGCAGAAAGACACGCUGCCCUACCUGUCUGACUUCCUGAGUCUGUGGACGAAAGCCACAGACAGGUCCUUUGGAAGAUUCUGGGAGAGGCUGAUCAAUGAGAAUCUGCUUGAGGUGUUUGGAAUGAAGCUUCCUACUGGCUUCCAUCUCAUUGGACAAGUGGGUCUGUCAGACUACACCAAGUGGCUCACCCGUUUUGCCACCAAGCAAGAAGACAAAUCUGCCAGACCCAUCACAUUUCGGUCUUACGCCAGGGUUGGAUUGAUGGGGAAUCCAUCAGAUGGCUUCAACGGGAAAACCAUUGCUAUGUCUAUCUCAAACUUCUGGGCCGAGGUCACCCUCGUAAAGAGCCAAACUUUGGUUCUACUCCCUCACCCGCUCAAUGACCCCACAGAGUUUGGAAGCUUGCAAGAUUUGUUCAGUAUCAGUAGGAAAGAAGGAUACCUUGGAGGCCUCCGGCUAUUACAAGCCACUUGCAAGAAAUUCUAUCAAUUCUGCUCCAAACAAGGCAUUGCUUUGACAAAGCAGAACUUCACACUGAAGUAUGACACAAACAUUCCUCGGCAAGUGGGUCUUGCUGGGAGCAGCGCCAUUGUCUCAGCCACCCUGAAAUGUCUCAUGAAAUUCUACAACCUCAUAGAUGAUGAUCUCCCAAAGCCAGUCCGAGCCAACUUCAUUCUCAGUGUGGAAAGUGAAGAACUCUUCAUUACUGCAGGCCUGCAGGACAGGGUUGUGCAGGUCUAUGAAGGUUUAAUCUACAUGGAUUUCAGCAAGAAGCUCAUGGAAGAGCAGGGUUAUGGCAACUACAUCUCGAUGGAUAUGUGUGGCUUGCCUCCAUUCUGGUUGGCCUACUUGAGUGACCCCAGCGACUCUGGGCGCAUUCAUAGCAACAUCCGUCAGCGCUGGCUUAACGGGGAGCCUUUGGUGGUCGAAGCAAUGGAGACUUUUGCUCAACUUACUGAUGAAGCCAGGGUGGCUCUAACAGACAGAGACUGGAAGCGUCUAGCACAGCUAAUGGACCAAAACUUUGAGCUAAGGAGGUCUGUGUACUCUGAUGAGUGCCUUGGUCCUGGCAACCUCAAGAUGGUUGAGCUGGCAAAGCAAUUUGGAUCAGCAGUGAAGUUACCAGGCAGUGGAGGGGCCGUGGUGGGACUGUGUCUGGACCUGACGAAACUAGUGGAGAUGAGGCAAGCUUUCCAGGAGGCUGGCUGUGUCUUCUGUGUCAUCACUCCCUACAACCCAUCAGCCUGCACCGUCAGCAGUCCGCUGUAAACUCACACCGCUCCAGGACCCAAGUCAGGUUGCUCAUGGCCAACACUGGCCAUUGUAUGUUGGUAUGAAACACUAAUGUAAAGUACUUCAAUACACUACAACCAUAGUUUGUUGGAUCAUUAGCUUGAUGACAUUGGAAUUCUGAUUCCCAAUUAAAUUUUGUCCACAUAGUAUGCCUGAGGUACAGUAUAUAGUACUGUAGUUCUCAACUGGUGGGUUGCAGAGCUGUUUUCAGUGGAAAAAAUAACGUAAUGACCCAAUGUCCGUGAAUGCACCUUGCAUUCUUGUCUGGUAUUUGUUGUAAGAUUUCCACAAUUUGGGUCACCGCUUGUCUUUAGGGGAGUGAGCGUUGAUCCCGCAGCUAAACCAGUUGAGAACCACUGCUGUAGAUACUGAACCCCCAGGUGCCUCAUCAAUGGAAAAAAAUGCUUGUGUAUAGUGUGAGGCAUGAAGGCUUAAAUACUGCAAAUCCAUAAACAUGCAAAUUAUCAGAACGUGUUAAUAUUCUUAAAAUUAGUGUUAUAUUCUAUUAGCUGGUAGAUCAAUAAUAAAAGAUUAUUGUGAUGUUUGACAAAUACGACUGGUGCUUAAUCAAGCUUUGAUGUAAACGUCAAAUAUUGUAUCGAUAAAUUACAUUAUUUUUGUAUCAUAAUAGUUUUAUAUGAGGAAUCUAUGUUUUGUACACAAAUUAAAAACAAUUUUGUGUGAUGCA